This is a messenger RNA of [Candida] anglica, 2552 nucleotides long. The record is from the annotation of a GenBank genome assembly. Lineage: Eukaryota; Fungi; Ascomycota; Pichiomycetes; Serinales; Debaryomycetaceae.
AGCCGUAUCAACAGUUCAUUCGCCUAAAAAAUAUGAAUCUAUUUAUACUUCUCCGCCUUCGAUACCUAUUAUUGUGAAGGUUAUGAGACCCGCAUGCGCGUGUGUCAAUAUUAAUAAAUUUUAAUUUCAUGGUCUAGUUCACUGUGCAUCAAACAAUUGUAUAUUUUUUAUCUAAAGUAGGAACCACUAGUUCCUUCCCAGUCCGUGGCCAUGAAACCUUUCUCUCUACUGUAUGUGUCUCUGGGUGCCCUUCUAAUUGACCAAUGAGCUACCCCCUCGUCCUCAAUGAGGGCUUUCAUCGGCAACCACAGAAGGUGGCAUCUAAUCUCCUGUUAGAAAGGAUUUACUGACAUUCAUGUUGGAGUAUAUAUAAGUGAGUUCCAGAAUUCUUGUGCACAAAUUCCUGGUUUAGGAAUACGAGCAUAUGACUAUUAAUCCAAUGAGAAUGUUUUCUGGAAGAUGAUGAUGAUUGGACAAUAAUGGAAUGUUAGACAGGGAGAUUGGAUUAUAAGUAGAGAAAGAUAGAUAAAUUAGAAAAAGAAGAGUUAGAAGAAUGAAGAAAGUUAGUGGUUACUACCAUAGCUUUCGAUAACACAUGACUUAAAGAACCUUGUUUCCUGUAUAUAUCAUUAUUAUGCUUCCUCUAACCCAAGCAAUUACCCUUAACAAUAAUAGACUUUUGUUUCACCAAAUAAGCAAUUCUAAAAUUAACGAGUAAUUCAAAAGGUGCAAAAUAGGAAGUGACGUUAUGUUUUAGGACAGAAUUAUACUUCUUAUGCUUGUUUCUAUUAAGAAGAACUCCUAUUAUAUUUCAAUGAAAAAAAAAAUAAAAAACAAGCUCUGGGGCGGGCAUGCAACUAUAAUGCUGCAAAUACGUAAACAUCGAGAAAUUUCAUAGGUCAAACUUAAAUUUUAUCAAUACAAGAGAUAACGAGCUGUUACGGAAAUAGAGUAACAACAAAUUACAAGCGGAGAUAUUGAAAACCAUGUGACAAUAUAUUAUUUACUCUAAGCUCAGUCAAACAAAGAGAGAGGUAUAAAGAGGUGGGUAUUGCUGUUAUUUACUAUGCUCUAUAUACCAAACCAAACAAAAUGCAAUUACUUUGGGUAAUUAUCUCUAACUUAUUUCUCCAUGUUAUAUUGGCGUCUCCUGUUACAGACUUUAAUGUAAAAAGAGGCCUCCCAACACUACCAUCAAAUGAUCCCUUUUAUUCUCCUCCCCUAGGGUUCGAGUCACAACCUCUAGGUGCUAUUUUAAAGAGCCGUAAACAAGAGCACCUAUUUGGAAUUGUUGUGAUUCCAGAAAAGAUUGAAGGUGCUUACCAAUAUUUAAUCCGCUCGGAAGAUACUUUUGGAAACCCUAUUGCUGCUGUUGCCACCCUCUUCAUUCCAAAGAAUGCGGAUCCCAACAAGUUAUUAUCUUAUCAAGUAGCUGAAGAUACAUCAAAUAUUGAUUGCUCUCCCUCAUAUGCAUUGCAAUUGGGGUCAAAUCCAGAUACUAUUGUUACAGCUCAAAUUGAACAAUUAUUGGUCCAAGGUGGAUUAAAUCAAGGUUGGUAUGUUGUGGUGCCAGAUCAUGAAGGACCAAAAUCCACCUUUGUUGCUGCACACUCUGCAGGUAAAAUUGUAUUGAACGCUAUUAGGGCAGUUAUUCAGACUGGAAGUACUACUGGACUCAGUAAUAAUCCAAGAAUUGCACUUUGGGGAUAUUCUGGUGGAUCAUUGGGCACAGAAUGGGGUGCUAUGUAUCAUAAAACAUAUGCACCCGAACUUAACAUUGUUGGCGCAGCACUUGGUGGUAUCAUUGUUGAUAUUGAUCACAUGGCUAGAUACAAUCUUGGAAAACUCUUUGCGGGAUUUGUUGUAACAGCAAUUAAUGGAUUGUCACAUGAGUAUCCUGCCUUGAACGAUUAUAUCAACAAUAAUGUGUACGAAUCAAAGCUUGAUUAUUUUAGAAAAACAAAUACACUCUGUUUGCUAGGAAACCUUUUGACGUACCCAUUUGCUAAACUUGAGCAAUUUAUUUCUGUUGGAAUUAAUUCUUUAAACGACCCAAUAGUUAAGAAUAUCACCUCCUCAAACAAUGCAUUAUUGAGUGAGCUUAUCCCAGAUAUACCAUUGUUUUUCUAUGAUUCCAUCUAUGAUGAAAUAGUCCCAUCUUCUGAUACUGACAAAUUGUAUGACAAAUGGUGCGCUGCGGGAGUUCCUAUUUCAUAUCGUCAAGAUAGGAUUGGUGGACAUAUUACCCAAGCGGUCUUAGGCUCUGGAGAAGCAUUCAAUUUUGUCAAAGCAAGAUUGAAUGGUGUCGCAGCCCCUCAAGGAUGUAAUAAGGUUAUUGCUAUUUCCAAUGUUUUCUCCCCCACAGCUUUAAAUGGGUUGGGAAGUAUUAUUUCUGCUGCUAUCAAAACUAUAUUUUUAAAACCUCUUGGCCCAUUUUGGAUGCAAUAAGGAUCCUGAGCACGAACGAUGAAAUUCGUAUGUAGUUGCUGAAUAUGUUGAUAUUGAUAAAGAUAUUGAAAUGUGAAUAUAUGAUUACAUUUAACCUUUUUUUU